Messenger RNA from Elgaria multicarinata webbii, 3128 nucleotides. It is a transcript of the gene RNF168, whose product is annotated as ring finger protein 168. The record is from RefSeq and is a predicted model, not a curated record. Gene Ontology annotation, molecular function: ubiquitin-protein transferase activity; nucleosome binding; metal ion binding. Bases 613 to 2415 code for a protein of 600 amino acids. Lineage: Eukaryota; Metazoa; Chordata; Lepidosauria; Squamata; Anguidae. The transcript has 7 exons. Gene Ontology annotation, cellular component: nucleus; site of double-strand break. Gene Ontology annotation, biological process: double-strand break repair; protein ubiquitination.
UUAGACGGCCGGCAACAACUUUCGAGCGAGGGCCAUAAGUAAAGGGCGCCCCGUGACAGACCUCUGGUUUUAUUCGUCCCAUGGAGUUGAACCGGGCUGCGCCUUUUCCCUUCGUCGAGUCCGGCUCCUGAAUCGGAUAUUUGCAUGGUGUGUGGCCCGCCGCCUUCUUUGCCCUGUGAGGGUAGAAAGUCGAGAAGCUUCUUGGCCUUUGUUCCUGACAGGGAAGGCCGAGGAGCUUUCGCAGGUUUUUCACUCGGAGGAGCAUGUAAGAAGAAGAAGAACCAACAGCGAUAACAGUCAGACUCAAACACACACACACCCCGGCCCCUCCCCCGUGUUUAUUGACUUAUUCGUGGAGGGGAAUUGGGAAGGCCGCUCCUCUAAACUUCUGGUUGAGCCCGCGCUUGCACACACAAAUACUCUUGAGGAUAAACAAACAAUCAAAUUAAAUUCUAGAAACAAAUUCGGUACGAUCGAAUGCAGUUAUGCAAAGAGAGCCAAAGAGCUGAUCUAGGAAUAAUGUCUUUUAUAUUGCAUUUUUGAUGAUUCUAAACAGACGAUGUGUCAUGGUUGCAGAUGAUGCGCUAGCCACCUUCCCUUCGUGGACUGAAUAUGUCAAAAGAAUCAGAGGCUCCACUUUCCUUGACUGACUGUAGUUGUAAUAUUUGCAUGGACAUUUUUCUGGAACCGGUCACAUUACCAUGCCAUCACACCCUCUGUAAAUCCUGUUUCCAGCUUACAGUGGAAAAGGCCAGCCUAUGCUGUCCUUUCUGUCGUCGUCGAGUCUCUUCUUGGGCCCGAUAUAAUGCCCGCAAGAACACUCUUGUUAAUUUGGAAUUAUGGGACAAGAUUCAAAAAUAUUUCCCAACAGAAUGCCAACGCAGAAUUAAUGGGCAUGACCUAGAAGAAGAAGAGAUAUGCAAACUUCAGCCACUACACUGUUUAAGUAAGCCUGGAGAAUUAAGAAAGGAGUACGAAGCUGAGAUAACUAAGGUGGAAGCAGAACGACGUGCUCAUGAACAAGAAGAGAGCAAAGCAAGUGAAGAGUAUAUUCAGAAGAUGUUAGCAGAAGAGGAAGAGCAGCAGAGGUUAGCAGAAGAGCACAAAAAAAAGAUGGAAGAACAGUUAUUACUAGAUGAAAUGUUGGCACGAGAACUGAGUUUCAAUCUGAACAGUUCUACUGAGGAGACCAUAUGUAGCAGUCUGUCACCUGGCCUCCCCCUUUCUAAUUCCUGCAAAACAUCAAAAAACAAAUUGAGCAAUUCUGGGGACAUCAAAAAGUAUUUGUCUCCAAAGUCCUGCAGUGUCUUGCCUGCAAAGUUGCUCUGCAGAAAAUUAGAGGAAGAAGGCAUUGACUCUUUUUCUGGGGAAAGCAGCAAUUCUAAACACACCUUUGCAUUAGAGGAGGAAGAAAGAGAUGAAAUGCCUACGCUGUCACCACAGAAAAUCAGUGAGAUUAGAAAUACUGAAGAUCCCUCUUUAGAGCCAUCUAUUCCACACUUAAAUAUAUGUACUACAGCUAAGUCCAGCCUACUUACCCUGGAUAUAUCAAGUUCUUCCAGAUAUCUUGUAAAUGAGUUAGCAGAUGAGCUUUCUGAGGUUACGCAUAGGGGAAACUGUGAGUCAGAGUGUUUUUUCUCAAAGAGAGAUGCAACUGCUUAUGACUUUAAAAGUGACAGUUUUACAGAAAAUAUGCACUUGACAAAACAUGCAAAAAUUAGUACUCCCCAGGAAACACUUAUUUCUGUUAUAGCUUGUAACCAGCAAGAUAGCAACAUUGCAACCUGUGACCAAGCAAAAUUGAUGACAAGCAGUAGAAUAGAAAGAAAACCCCACAAUGGCUUUCUAAUCACUAAAGAUAUUCCAAAGAGAAAAUCUCAAGCAUCAUCCCCUGAAGCAGCAGAUUCAUAUUUGAAUGAUAAAAGGAGAAGAACUUUCUCACAAAAUGAAGAAGAGGAAGAGAUGAAUGAUAUACAAAAGCAGAUAAAUUUGGAGAAGCAACUUUAUGAAAGGCAUAAGCAAGAAGAGGAGGACAGGUGUUUAGCUCUGAAGCUUCAGAAGGAAAUUGACAAAGAGCAGAAAACACUAAAUCGCAAAAAAGGUUCUCCAGAUGAGUACCAUUUGCGACCUACAACAUCUCAAUCAGUAAAAGAAUCUCCACCUUUUAGGAAACGCAAGCUGUCAGAGAACUUGAAACCUACAAACAACCAGAGCAAAAUAGACCAACGAAAACUACGCAGAAGCUCCCACAAUGAGAAUGGGAAACCCUCUGAUAAACUCCAGACAAAGUUGUCUGUAAAAGGAGGGAAUGUUUUGAAUUGUGUCAUCAAUAGCUCUGAUUCAAAAGAUACAGAAUUGAUGCCAAACAAGCAAAAAACAAUCCUUCAGAUGUUUAAAAGGCCUGCCACAAACUAAAGUCAACACUACCUAUAAAGGUAUUGAUAGGAAUUAAAGAAUGGGCACUCUUUUGAAAGGCUGACUGAGUUAAACAUUUAUCUGUUCAGGGAUUAACAGCUUUCAGAAUUAAUGUCCUCUUUGGUUGGGAACCAGUAGUGCCUGCUGUAUGCCCCUUCACUUUGAUUUCUUGUUGCAUCUCAGUGCUCGGGUUAUUCAAUGUCAAGAGAGAUUUGUUUAAAACCAUCCUGUACUCUAGCUCAUCAUUUUUGUUGGAAUGUGUCAUCAUAGCAUCUCCCAGUUGCCACCUUUCCACUUCUCUUUUCCCCCCUUACCCCGGCAGAAGUAAAUAUGUGGGAGAAGUUGACAGAUGAUUUUGAGUUGGACUGGAACAUCAUAAGGCUUGAGGAAUUGGUAUUAGCAUGCCACUGUUGCCCAUUUUGAUUGCACUUCGAGGUGGAUUUCAUAGUAAAUGUCAUCCUUCACAGAUCCUUUAAGGUAUAUUUUCCAUAGACUAUUAAAAUACCUUAAACUGUUUCCAAGGGAACAGGUUUUUCUAUUUCUUGAAAUUAUAAAUUUUCAUUUGUCUAGGAGAUAAUCUGUUAAAAAAGUUUUCAAGUCUCAUGAGAAAACCUUCCUGUCUUGAAUGGACUCUUUCUGCAGUUCUGCAGGAAACUACAUUUGGAAGUAAUAUCUGUAGACAUGGUUAGAAGAUAAACCUAUGUAUUUUUUCA